AUGAGUGGUGUUCAAAGACAAGACCUGGUCUUAUUCAGCGAUCAGUCAGUGCUUCCUGCUCAAUUUUUUCAGGAUAACGAUUCUCAUAACCUAUUCUUUAUCACACACCAAUCUUCCACCCAACCGCUAUGGCUGAUUAACGCACUAGUAGAAGCACACGUUUUGGGUUCUCCCAGUUCUCUUAACGAGUCUUCUUCAUCACCCUUAUCUUCAUCGUCUCGCUCCCACGUAGUCAUAGCGUCAUUUAUCCACGAGCAAAACCAUUUCAUACAUUCUCUAAACAAGCUGAAAAUUGCAUCCAACAACUACAAAGUUUUAGAUUUCCUAUCUGAUUUCAUCAUCAAAAGUAUCCUGAAUAAGCCAAGAGACAAAAUACUGAGCGAUUUACUCACAAAGUUCACCGCUGCCAUUCAAAAUACCCCAGCUAACACCAUUGUUAUCGUAGAGCAACCGGAACUGCUGUUGUCCCUGAUUAAUGGCCUCACUUAUUCAGAAUUGAACAAUAAAUUCAUCACCCCUCUUUUGAAGCAAUGCCAAGUACUGAUCAUGGUCUCCAAUACGGAUAUUUUUAACAUAGGCGAUUUCGACUCUUCCCCUCACUGCUCCAAUCUACAGAACUUCUACAAAUCAUCUUUCGUCAAAUCAAUGAUUAAUUUGAACUUAAACCCUUUGAAAACUGGAUUCGCCAAGGACGUAACCGGUUCAUUGCGUGUUUGUAGAGGUGGCUCGCCCAUCGCGUCUUCCUCAAGUACAAACUUACAUGUCAUAGAGAAUGAAUAUCUCUAUCUAAAUGAAAAAGAAUCAACAAAAUUAUUCUAUCGUUAA
Messenger RNA from Saccharomyces eubayanus, 825 nucleotides. It is a transcript of the gene ELP6, whose product is annotated as Elongator subunit ELP6. The coding region runs from base 1 to 825 and encodes 274 amino acids. The transcript has a single exon. Gene Ontology annotation, cellular component: elongator holoenzyme complex. Gene Ontology annotation, biological process: tRNA wobble uridine modification. The record is from RefSeq and is a predicted model, not a curated record. NCBI's taxonomy places the organism in Eukaryota, Fungi, Ascomycota, Saccharomycetes, Saccharomycetales, Saccharomycetaceae.